CACGCUGAAUUCAUUGAAAACCCGCCCGGACUGUCAUCGGCGCACGCGUAUUGAGGCCCAACAAAGGGCCGAAAUAAUACUCGUUCACAAGUAAAUCUGAUGUAUUUAUGUCAUAAAAAUGGUGAAAUCUGUGAAGUGGCGAGUAGAAAUUAGGAUAUUCGACGUGUCGAAUCAUGACCGAGGCAUCUGAGAAUGUGUGUGUGGUGCGUGUUCGUGCGCAAGUAAUGUGUCGCGACGAGGGCACGGGCGGAUGGGUGGCGCUCAGUGGCGGCGGCCUCGCCGAUGUCAUGGUGGGCCGCCGUUCGGGACACUUCGUUACUGGUAUAGACGAUGCGGCCUUCGAGAGCAGUAGCGACGCUCCGACGCCAAUGUUGCCCUACGAGUAUUACAUUCACGGGAAACGAAUCAGCGACAAUACGGUGGUCCUCGAAUGCACGAUACAAAAAGACUUCCAGUACCACAAAGUGAUGCCAACAUUCCACCAUUGGCUCACUGAGGAGAAACGUUUCGGCCUCACCUUCCAAACCGCGGCCGAUGCGAGGGCCUUCGACAAAGGCGUACGAACCGCACUAGAAGAAUUGUUAGACGGUCUGGGCGGCUCAUGGCCAUCACACUAUUCUUACAAACAACGAAAUCUAGAACGAAAAGAUGAUGACGAAGAAAAUAAUAUAUUUGAGUGUCUGAAUCUUCCAACGGACUCGCGUUCCAGCUCCGAAAACUCUACAGCCAGUCGUGUUCGACGAAAUGACGAUCUACAAACACCUAUUCUAUCAGCUAUUACUCUUCCAAGACACCCUUUAUCAGAAUCUCUGAAACAAUACGAGUCUCAAUUCGCUGACAAAGUUAAUGAUGACCACCCGGAUAGAUGUCCCUACGUACAACUUUCUGCUGUUCACGAGUAUACAUACCCGCAAGUGGGAUCUGGUGGUAUUAUUAGUUCAGAGAAGUCUUCGCCAAACACCAAGCCAGCAUUGAUGAAGAGAGAUUCUGGUUCUAUAAAGAAAUGCACUUACAGCGGACCUCCACCUUUGCCUGAUAAGAAACCUGCCGAGACCUUUCAAGCUAGAAUUAAGUGCAGACACUGUCACGAGUGGUAUUUUGAGAGCGCGAAUAGAAACGGAGCCUGUGAAUAUGCCCCCGAUUGUUUCAAAACAUGCGUUAAUCGCGUCAGCUGUAUUCAAUGUGCUCAGUGCAUGCUCUACCACUGUAUGUCGGAUUCAGAAGGUGACUUUGCAAUGCAUCCCUGUGCCUGCACUGGACCGGACGAAAACUGCGCUAAAAGAUGGAUCGGCAUUGCUCUUCUAAGUCUUGUGGUACCUUGUCUAUGGUGUUAUUUGCCGCUGCGUUGCGUACACAAAGCAGCCAGGUCUGCACGAAUAUCUGGAGGGGCCCAUGCCCCAAUGAGGAAAUAGCAUAUGAUAUAUCCUAACAAGUGAAAUGUGAAGUAAAAAAGUGCAGUGUAAAAUCAAGAACAGUUGUGUUCAAUCAUUGGUCGAGUGAAAUGAUCAACUACAAUCAUCUAUGUUGCUAGUGAAACUAGUGUUUGUUUUAAAGCAAUAGUGUUACAGUGUUUAAACCGAGAUCUCAGUUGGCGGGUUUUGGCCUAGUCGACAUUUGGCAACGCUGAGCCAAAAAUAGCGGUUCAAGUUAUAUAUAAUAUUUGGUGGGCAAUGACCGAGGAAGAUGGGACUUCAGUGCAAAGGACUAAAGCUUCGGUUAGACUCAAAGGCAAGGAAAAUUUUUUACCACUCAAUUGAUGUGUGAGACAAUUUGUAUUGCGUCUCUGUUUUUGUCGUCGUAAAGUAAAGUUUAUGCCAGAGGUUAAUAUAAAUUAGAACUUACCAAGAAAAUGUGAAAUAUAUGUACGGAUUUCUGAAAUCAAAUUAGUUUUAAAACAAUGAAAUAUUGAGUGAUAACAAUCACUUGCAACGACUAUAUUGUUUAUUUACAUACAAUCAAUAUUUACAACGUUUUGAACAAAGAUAUGUAUAAAAACGUAUUUAAAAUCAUGUUUUGAAAUUGUUCCUAAUUUUCAGAAUUGAAUUAAAUAGGGAUGUAAUACUUCCGUUACUUAUACGGUAAAUGAUAUUUUUCGUAUUUUUACCUACCCACAUAAAGUAUUUACAAGUACCUGCAGUUAUCGUAAAAGAAAAUGUCUAUUCAUAAGAAGUAUUCAUAUACUUUAUUCAAUAGUAUUUUAGUUUUAGACGAAUACUUAAAUGUUAUAAUUUAUAUUAUAGCCGUUUCCAUGACAACUAUGAACAUGACAAAAAUUGAUAUUUUUGAGUACUUUUUACUCAAACAACUUCAUACUCGAAUUAUUUUCUAAUUAAAUGUUGAAUUUUAAGUAAUACUUGAUAUAAUGGUGACACAAAAUAAUGUUGCCAGUAAAGCUUUCAUAAGAUAAUAUUAAUAAUAUUUCUGUUUGCAUAUAGAAGUGAACUUUCCAAGAAAGAAUUUUAAUUAAGCGUCUUCCACAAUGCAGUUACUUUUUUUAGACAUGCACAAUUAUUUCUGUUACAUGUGUUGCUUUGUUAAUGCAUUUUAAAUGGCUUUAAAUUUAACCUGGUUGUUGUAUGUUCAGCAUAUUUUUUUAAAUUGUUUGAACUAUAUGUUGGUUAUAUGGAUGUUAUCUUCUGCUUGUUCUAUUUAUAAUACUGGCCAUUUGACCAAAAUUGCUGUGCUUUUGAUGUAAUGUUGGCUAAUAUUGACCAAUACUUGAUUUGGUACAAUUUCGAUCAAAUGUGUCGGCAAGGGUUAUAUUUGUAUGAUAUAUAAAGCCAUGCUAUCUUCUUUUUAUUGAUAACAGUAAAAUGAGAUAGCAUGAUUUUCCUUAGCAAUGUAAUUAAUGUUGAAAUGUUAACAUAAUUCAACAUAUCUUCGCAACCUGUCUUGUGUUACAAACAUCACAUUUUAUUGUUAGUAUUUUUUUACUAGUAAAUAAAAUCUGCUAUAUUUUUGUCUUGAUUCGGAGAAAAACGUACAAAACUUUUUAUUUAUAGAAAUACGGGUAGGAUCGUUACCUAGCAUUUUAUCUUUUUGCUUAAAAUAUUUUUGAAUAUUAAAAUGUAAUGUCACUGGAAAUAAAUUUAGAUAUAAUAUUUUAAUGUUAUAACAAUUAAAUGUUAAGGAUUAUUAAUCAUUAUUAUUAUUAUAUAAUCUUUAAUCUGAUCUAGUCUUCAAUUUGAAGUAUAAUCAGUAUUUUUUAAAUUUCUUUAAAAUUCAGUUAAAAAUCGACCAAAUGAUUUUUCUAAUGGUACAAAAUAAGUUCAGGUUAGGUUGGAUUUCUAUGCUUGUCUACAUUAAAACGUUAAAAAAUGUAUUUAAAGUGUAAUAAUAAAAAUAUGAAAACCAAUGUAUUUUGCGAGAGUGGGCUCACUCGUGAAUUACCGCGGAUUUCGUAUUUCGAUUCGCCGCCAUGAUUUUAUUAUGACAGCGAUGACAGGACCGAACCUUGUUGCCAUAUGGAAGUGAAUAUUGUCUAUGGUCGCCAGCUUAUAUUUCCAACCGUUACAACCUUAACUUUUUUCGUCCAUUUUCAUUUAAUUAUUCGUAAGUAAUAUAAAUUCGUAAAUAAUCUAACUUAUGUAAGGAAAAUGUAUUUAAAUGUUUUUUAAUUAACAAUACAUAUUAUAUCCUACAUCAGUUUCGAAUCUUAAAAAAAUUAGAUAUAUAAAGAGACUUUAAUUUGUAGUAUAAGUAUAAAUUAUGUGUGUUUAGUGUCUAUAUGAAUAAAUGUCAGAUUAAUAAUGUAAACCAAAGUUUGUCUGAUGUGUGGACCCUUACAGGGUUAAAAAUGUAUGCCAUCAUACAAAAUAUUGAAUAAAUAAUCAUUCAAA
Molecule: messenger RNA, 3839 nt
Organism: Pieris rapae (cabbage white)
Lineage: Eukaryota; Metazoa; Arthropoda; Insecta; Lepidoptera; Pieridae
Gene: Spred
Product: sprouty-related, EVH1 domain-containing protein 1
Exons: 12
Coding region: 174-1412 (412 amino acids)
Biological process (GO): multicellular organism development; negative regulation of MAPK cascade
Cellular component (GO): membrane
Molecular function (GO): protein kinase binding
Source: RefSeq, a predicted model, not a curated record